CGUUGGGCUCGAGUAUGGUUUCUUCAUUGAUCCGGAAAUCAAUGAAAACGAAAAAAUGUAGUAGGAGGUAUGUAAACGCUUCAACGACCACGACAACAGUUAAAACACUCUGGUCGGACACGGACCUUGAGACUCGAUAGGAGAUAGAUCUCGCAAGCAUAUCAACUCGUACUCAUACAUAAGUACUCUAUUUUUGGGCAUUGACUUCUACUAUUAAUUUGCUGUUGCAACCGACAACGUUUAUUUUUUGUACCGAAGCUUGUUACUCUUGCGCCGGUACUUACGGAAAUUCACUAAUUGCCCGGCCCCACAAGCCAGCAAGCAUACUUUAUCGCAUUUUUUUGUGAGUACUCACUUUCGUCUGGGUCUGAUCGUUAAUUCAGAUCUUCCACGAUCCAUAUUUAUUGCAAAGGAAAAGGAUGGCGUCCCGCUCCCAUGUGAAAAGCAGCGCGUCCUCGCGCUUGGUCCCUUUGGCUCAGAUGAAGAGUUUUAUCGUCCUACUCGCCGUCGGCGCGACCCAGCUGCGGGUCAUCGACUGCGUCACCUCCCCCUCCCGCCGCCGUGCAGACGCAGCCGAUGUUGACCUGGAGCCGACACCGAUCGGAAGGCGGAACUUGCAGCAGCCACCGUCGCAGGCUGGUGAGGCACGAGACCAACAUGAAGAUGGAGUUGAUGCACCAGGUGCAUCCGAGCCGUACACGGUUGAAAACUGCGGAUGCGUCGUGUGUUGGGGCGGCAUGCCCGUGAACGUCCGUUGCCACCCGUGCAUGCACGAUGCAAUGUGCGAAGCUUGCGCCCUGGAAUGGUUCCGCUUAGGGAACACUUGUCCAGUGUGCCAAGAGGAGGUGCGGAAGCUGCGCCGGCUAAGCCGGAAGCCUUCCGCGGGGAGUGCUGUGGGAGAUAAGAAGUCGUCCUCGCGGCCGUCGCGAUCUCUGUGGAAAAAAGGGAGAGCGACAGACGAUGUGUUCACUUCCGCCCCGGGGGAGGACUUUUUCGAGCUUGGAAGCACUCCGCCAGAGCAAGCGGGGCGCGCCAAGGCCCAAACCAAGGCCCGCGACGCAGCUCGUCGUCGGAACUUCGGAUUGAAUCCUGAGAACCUGCGCCGCGCGCGCCGGAAGCUCCAGCGGGUGCCAAAGGUGCUGCGGCGCGUGUCCAAUGCCGCGAAAGAGUUGGUGCCCACGGCGGCGUGCUGCGUGGCGAGCGGAGCAGCCAUCGGGGGACUCGCAAACGGGUUACUGCACUACGCGUGCGGCUGGGAGCGCGAUGCAUACAACCAAGACGACCGUCGUGCGGUGGAGCUGCUAGUAUCGCAAGACUUGUCGGCAGGGAGUUGGGUGGAGUUACCGCUGGAGUCGGAGGAGGUCGCGAAGUACUACGCGAAAGACGGGGGGCCGUUGCAGCGCUGUCCUGACGCGAGUGGCGUUGCCUACUUCGACCACCUGGGGCGCGCGCUUACGACCGGACCCUUUACGCCAGACUUUUCGCGGCCGGGGGAGCACCUCGGGGACUUUUCGCGGCCGGAGGAUUUCUUCGGGCGCCUCCGGCGCCAAGAGCAGGCCUUGGCGAACGCGCAGCCGUCCGGGUCCGCGAAUCGUGAGCGGGCGAAACGGCUGGUAGAAAUGGGGGCCUGGCUCGAAGAUGGAGGUGGCCCGCCACGGGAGCAAGCGGAGAACUGUCACAGGCAGCGGGAGUGGGAGCGGAUGGGCUCCACCCUCAGCCGCGGCGCCGCAGUGGGCGCUGCCCUGGGCGCAACGGCCGCGGGACCACUUCUCUACUGCUAUCGGUGAUUCUGACGACCACCUUGUUGUGGCUUUUUACCGACGUUGAUUGGCGUGAGAAGUGAAGAACUAUUUUCUUAAUGGUGCGGACUCCGGGGCAAAGUAUACAGGGAGGUUGGUUUACUGAACCCAUCUUGGUAAAGGCACAGUCUACAGCUCGGGGUCGGGAUUUGUUGACACACGGGCAGCGUAAGCUACUGUCCUUCGGUGUGCUAGUAUAGUAGUUCUACGCUCUUCUAAAGCCGCUCGCGGCUACCUCUCUGCUUUGUUUCUUUUUUUUUCCGGUGAGCGUGACGCACGUCGGCUUUUGCGCCUUAUUGGUGCAGAAUUGUGGAGCACACGGAGCUCGAAGAUCGAUCGAUUUAUUGAGGUUGUACCUUUAAUUCUUGAUCUUGAUAAGAAUUCUUGAACUCCGGCGGUUCGAGAGUCAGUUAGACUCUUGGUAGCGCUGUGGUUCUUGGAUCCGGUUUGACGUCAGGUUGAGCACGUAAGGCGGGUUGUUCAGCACUGGCGGCUCUUUGGAGGUUGAUCCGCUCACACGGAUGAGGUGGUAGUGUGAUGCUUAUCUGAAGCGCAGCAGCAGUGAGUUUUCGGAUUCAUUCAUACUGUGCGACUCCCUACGCUUGGUCGUUCACCGCUAAAACGGGUGGUGUUUGGUCUUGUUGUAGUGCCUAAGCUCCCUCAAGCUUUCGCAAAGGACUUACUCUCAGGAUUUAUUAGCUGUAUAUGUCAGGCAGUUACUCGCAGGCCAUAAGAGGCGAGCAAAGGGUUGAUCUUGAUAAGAAAGCACUUUCCAACUUUAUUGAUCUAUUUUUCCGAUUCUGUUUUGAAAAUGUGCGACGUUCUCCUUUUUGGGAAAAAGCAUGCUCUUUCAUCGCUAUUAAAUCAUGUACGACGAUGCUGUUUUGAAAAUGUGCGACGUUCUACUUUUUGGGAAAAAGCAUGCGCUUUCAUCGGUAUGAAAUCAUGUACGAUGAGCAUGAUCAAAAUCAUCCCGCACUUAUACAUUAUAUGAAGCCGGUACUUCUUAUUCCGGAAAAUAAAAUGCGGAAUUUUGGACGAGAAAAAGCAAGCAGAUGAUGGUCGUUUGAAGAGAAUUCUUCUGUGUAUGAUUACUUCAUUGGAUGAA
This is a messenger RNA of Amoebophrya sp. A120, 2907 nucleotides long. The record is from the annotation of a GenBank genome assembly. NCBI's taxonomy places the organism in Eukaryota, Dinophyceae, Syndiniales, Amoebophryaceae.